CCCCACGUCGGAUCUGUUUAAAGACCGAGAAACCCACAAAUAUUUGAAGCCCAUCGAAUCACCAGGUCCGUCUUUGCUUCACAAACUCACAAUCUGACCACAGGGGUUCGUCACAAAUGAGUAUAGAUCAUGUGUAUGGACACUCAUGUAAUUGGUCAAACCGGUCAACUGUAACGUCGGUCCUUCGUACAACCACGGACUUAGAUGAUAAGAUUUGCUAUCGGAGUCCGUGUCUAAGUCCGUGGUACAACAUUGAACGAAGAUUAAUUCGACUGUCAUGACGACGAUGACUGAGAUCCCGGUGGUGGACCUAGCCCCAUACGGUCUGGGCGUGGUCAAUGAGGACGAGGUGGACACACAGACCAUCCGGUCUCUGGCCGACUCCGUCUGUGGGGCAUUCAGGGACAUCGGCUUCUGUUACGUCAAAAACCAUGGAGUUCAGCAAUCUCUGAUUGACCGAAUGAAGGCAGUGUCUAAGACCUUUUUCGAAAAACCAGUUGAAUACAAGAAGAAUUACGCACGACCAAAAACCGAUAACCAUGGCUGGGUCGCUUUAGAACGAGAAAGCUUGAACCCAGAGCGUCCAGGAGAUUACAAAGAGGCAUUUAACUACAGUCCUUGUGCGGACAUUAAGAUUUUGCCAGAUAUUGAUGGUUUUAAGGCCGUCAUGGAAGACUUUUACGCAUCAAGUGAAGCACUGUCUUUAAGGAUAUUUGAUUUGGUAUCAAUAGGACUUGACUUAGGAGACAACAAAUUUAUGAGAAAAUGUCACGCUUUGAUUGGUCAGAAAGGAAAUUGCACGGCACUCCGAAGUUUAUAUUACCCAUCUCUCUCAACAAAUAAAGGUUUGCAAGACAUCAAGCCGAACCAGGUUCGUUGUGGGGAACAUUCGGAUUACGGUUCUCUCACACUGCUGUUUCAAGACGACGUAGGAGGUCUUGAAGUACGUAACCUCCACGGCGAAUACAUUCCCGCCUCUCCUAUCCCUGGUACUAUACUGAUCAACAUUGGAGAUCUCAUGCAGAGAUGGACCGCCGAUCAACUCACGGCUACAAAACACAGAGUGUUGAUUCCGGAAGAGGAAUUGAGACGGGGAAAGAGUCGUCAAUCUGUCGCGUUCUUUCUCCAGCCUGACGAUGAGGUGAUGAUUGAGUGCCUGGACAAAUCUAAUAAAUAUAAACCUAUCUCAAGCUACGACUAUCUACAGCAACGUUUCGCAGCCACAUACUAAUAAACACUGACAACAGAUUUCAUUCACAUGUGUCUAUCAUAUUUUUCUUUGUUUCGUUAUCAAUAUAUUUGAAUAAAUGCAACAGUUAAGUGCGUUUUGGGUUUUAAGAAAAACCUUUUGAGUCAUAAUGCAAAAUAUAUCAAGCUUUAUAGAUAAUAUAAGGUUCCAAUAAUGUUAAUAAACAAAUAUCAAAACCGACGAUAGAGUUAUUCUGACAUGCAUGUUCUUUUUUGUGAAUAAAGAUGACUAAGUAA
Mizuhopecten yessoensis (Yesso scallop) is the source of this 1485-nucleotide messenger RNA. RefSeq names its product 1-aminocyclopropane-1-carboxylate oxidase-like. Gene Ontology annotation, molecular function: dioxygenase activity. The transcript is spliced from 9 exons. Bases 278 to 1231 code for a protein of 317 amino acids. The record is from RefSeq and is a predicted model, not a curated record. Lineage: Eukaryota; Metazoa; Mollusca; Bivalvia; Pectinida; Pectinidae.